GUUACUUCUUGAACUGUGAGGAGGAGAGGCAAAUAAUGGCGAGAGGAAGAAGAUAAAUAAGAUUUUUCAUUCAUUUUAUACCUCAAAAGUCCACCAUCCAUCGACUAGGCUGAUGGGUGAGCCAGCAGUUAGCCCGGGCCGAUCAUCAGAGCUGUGGGACCAACAAGCUAAGGGUAUCGGUCAAACAACAAAUAGCCCGCCUGCUGCUGCUGUUGGUCAUCUCUCCCCCAGCGUGGUGCACCCCCCAAGUUCCUUUGCGUCUGUCACACACCUCUGUCAUUCCCAGGUGGGCGAGGUUGGGUGCAGCAGUGAGAGUGGGUCAGAAGCUGUAAAGUUAGAGCGUGGAGGCACAAGUGCAACACAAGGGGUUUACUACCCCAUCCUCUCUCCACAACAUCCCCAGGCUAUGGACGACAUUUCUCCUCCCUCUGGGAGUGGUGCCUUCUACAGCGGGACACAGCCGUACCGCCCUCCCGAUGGGUAUUAUGACCUGCUGGGUGGCUUGAGUGCGGCCAGCCCCGCACAGUAUGCUCCUCCGGGGACUGGGUCGGCUCUACCUGCUGGCCCACCCACACCAUCCAAAGUUGAGCCCCCUUCUUAUGUUGAGACCCCCCACACUCCUCUCACAUAUGGGGAGACUGCUGCUCCAAUGGACUUCAGUAGCAAUCCUCCAGGUUUAAGUUUCAGUAGCGCACCAUCUGCUGCUUACGGUAGUGCGUCAGACUUCUCUGAUGCACAGGGUUACUCCCAAACAGCAACAAACCCACUCAGCCUCUUGAGUGAUGUAGCUUUAGGUGGUGAUGCAAGUAGUAGUAGUAGCACACACAGUGCCAGUAGUGGAACAGGCAGUAGUAGUAGCAGCAGUAGUAGUAGCUCAGGGUCGUCAUCUUCCGGCGGAAGUAGCAGCUGUGACAGAGGCAACGGUGAAGUACGGAGGAAACGCGUACUUAGUGCAGGAGCCGAAGGUAGUCGAGGAAAGACUCAGAGAGGAAGAGUAGAGCCACGCAGGAGUGGAUGGAGCAGCUCUCAUCUGCAGCAGGAUGAUGACAGUGAAGAUGAAGAAGGAGAGAUGUCUCCUGGUGCUCGAGGAGUGAGACACAAGGUUGACGAUGGACCCACUGCACCUGACCUGCAGCUGGACUGGGUAACAUCUUCAGACUCCGACUCGGACACAGACUCGUGUAUAGAGGUUGUAAGCGUACAGCGAGGAGCAAGAGGCAACCGGGCUGUGGAUGUUGUGGAUUUAACUAAUGAAAGUGACGAUGAGGUGUUAGUAGCGAGUGCUACACCUCUGGUGCCAUCUACUGGGGUAACACUUCCAGCUCCUGCAUCCUCAUGUGCUGUAGCUUCUUCCAGUGGGUAUGGAAUAUCUCCUGUAUUGGGUAGAUUACCCACUGCCACCCAUACUGCUACUAGUGUAGGACUAUGCCGUGGACACCACACCUCAGAACCCAACCAGGCAACCACCUGCUCCUGUCCCCGUGGCCCAACGUUAGGUUCCAUUGGCCUGAGUGCCAGCGGUGCGGCAAGUUUCACGAUGGACCAUCACGGGAACUGUUACGGGGCCUGUGUGCAUCCCCACCACUCACCUCAUCACCAUCAUCACCAUCACCACCACAGUCUGGCACCUAGUCAGGGCCAUCACCACCAUCAUCACCACUAUUACUCACCAGACUCGCCACUCUACUAUUCUGCCCUCCCCGCCCAUCCGCUGUUCCCGUCGUACCCUCCCACCUCCCUAACAUCAACUGCCACUUACCCGACUCAUCCAUCAUUGUCGAGAUUAAAUCCCAUUCACCAGAGGAUAUGGCACAGUCAACAGCGGUAUCAAGAACUACAGAGACGUUGCUUAGACCCCCGCCUACGUGAACCUCUCACUCAGUCCAUGGCCAGAGCUGGAGCUUUAACUCAAGAAUUAGGACAGCACACCCUUGGUGGGGCUACAGCCACCAGCCUAGCCUCUCUCACGCCCCUUCAGCCCGUAACUUCCCAGACCUCGACUACCUCCACCAACAGUGACCAACAGGUUCCACCACAGACCAACUCCCCCUCAGCUCCCACUCCCAUGGACAUCCAGUCAACUCCAAAUGCUGCCCACAAUGCGACACACAUCACGGCGCCUCACCUCCACCAUCACCCAGGAAUGGAUGUUCUCAUGCAUAAUGCACACACUCACAGUGAGGGCGGUGGGCUAUAUGGUCAUAUGUAUGGUGGAACUGUACCUCCAGCUCACAUGUCCAUGCCUGCUGCAGCGGCAGCAGCAGCUGCGGCGGCUGCUGCCGCUGCUGCAGCAGCCAGUGGAGACCCAAGACACUUGACAAUGCCAGGACCUGGUUUGCACAUAAACAUUGGGGGUGGGUCUCAGCUGCCCCUGGACCUGUCCCUACCUCCCACACUAACCCCAGAGCUGCCUCCUCCACCUAGACUCACCUACAUACCUCAGCUCCCAAUAUUCCAACGAGGGUCAGCAAUCCCCCGGCUGGAAGAUUACAUGCGUGUAGUUGAUCAACGACGACUUCCUGUGGUUACUCGAGGUGCAACGCAGAACACGAUAGAGCGCAACACUUUCCCUCACAAGUACAAGACGAUGAAGCGUGCAGAUGUAACUGAAGAUGGCCUGGAGAAGUGCACCAUCUGCCUGUCAGAGUUUGAGGAAGAGGAAGAUGUACGAAGGUUGCCGUGUAUGCAUCUUUUCCACAUAGAGUGUGUUGAUCAGUGGUUAUCGACCAACAAACGCUGUCCUAUCUGUAGGGUGGAUAUUGAAGCUCACCUGACAAAGGACUACACUGCCACAUCUUCAUGAAAUCAAUACUCUAGUAAGAGUGGAAUAUCUUGAAGCCACCCCAUUCAUCCCAUUGUGCUUGUGAGGUGACAGAGGAAGGACCAUGGCCCACUCGAGUCCUUCCCUGGACCUGGUAGAGCAAGUUAAGUUCCUACUUAAUAAGAGACUCACAGAAGUCCUGAAAAAACUCCACAGCACAGAAUAAUUGGUUGAUCAGGGGGAGAAUUCCCACUUACUAGAGAUCCGGAAGAAACUAUUUUACGAAAUGGCUUAAUGCAACUAGGAUGAUGUUACAUCCUUCUAAGGGCUAUACAGUAGUAGUUGAACAAGUGUGAAGCAUCACUAUGGUGCCUCACAUGGGCGUAAUCCUCAGUGCACUGGGCAGUACAAGCUUCUGCUGGACUUUAGGAUAGUGACCAGCUUCAGGGACAUUGCUUGUAUCUACAGCACUGUGGAGGAUCCUACCUAUUGUGCCAGUGCAAGGAGUUGUGGUUCACAUUGUAAUACAGGAUCUAUGCUAAUCCUCCUACUUUAUAUAUAUAUAUAUUAUAUAUAUAUACAGUAAUGUAUGUAUGUAUGAAUACUAGAGGCAGAGGCAGUGUAACCCACACUGUGUAAGGUAAACCAUCAACAUAUCUUCCAUAUCUUCUUAAGAUCUUGGACUAUUUGUUGCAUUGUCAGCUAAAUGCUACAUGUAUAAAAGUUGUUAAAAGUUGGCCAAAGUAGUCAGUAGAAUUGCCCUUGUGUUUGGAGGAGGAUGAUGCAAAAACUGUGUUAAUGUAUUUGCUAGUAGUGCAAUAACAGGAAAAUUUAAUUGUGUACCGGCGCACGAUAUAGCGCGUGCCUGUGUUACGCAGUGGUAGACAUCGUAUAAUAUACUGGACUCACAAGGAUGUGCAGUUUAUUAUUAUAAUGGGGGGCACACUUGUGGAAAGUGCAAAAAAAGUGUAUGUACUCUAGCCAAAACUUAUCUGAAACGGGUGUAUUCUUAUCACGAACAGUGUGGCUAAACGUGAAUGGGGGUAAGACAGAACUCUGGCAGUAGUCUGUAUAGAUGUUGGAGCCAAGAAAAGAGAACUGGAUGGAUAGGGCAUUUGACGCUCUGCAUUGAAGAAGGAACAGCCUCCAUUUUCCAUUAACCAGAUCUGAAUUAUUAAAAGCUGUAGAUAAUGCAUCGUACAGUACGUAUCGAAGUGAUGUACAGUAGUUAUCACGAUGAUUGUUUAGUUCUAGGCUGCCAGGUUGUUUGUAUAAAUAAGGUACAGUAUCAGUUGACAUUGAGGAGGACAAGACAUAAUUAUGUACGACUUCAAAUUCACCCAAGGCAGAGAAAGACGUCAAAAUUGAGGUUAUUUUUUCUUCAGUUUCUUACCUGUUUCCUAGGGAUUGGGAUAAAGGUCCUCUAUUCCCCACACACUCAGGUAUGGUGCAGAAAUAGUCAAGUUUGCCGUAGUUAUGCCGCCAGUGUGAAUGUUUGCCGCUGCAGGGACUUGGUGCACAUCUAAGACUGACAGCUGAGUUCUUGUGUAUUUAUGGUGAGUUGAUUGAAUGUGAUACUCUUAACAUGUAAUAGUUUGCACGUGUAAACACUUUAUUUCAUUAUCUUGUGUGAUUGUAAUUUUUUUCCUCUCCUCAUCCUUAACUGUGGUGAAGGUUAAAGAACUUCUCAUAACUAUACACAUUACAUAAUAACCUUCCUUUCAUCUGUACUUGUGAUAUUGAGAAUUCAUCUUGUCUUCUUAAGUGGCUAAUAGUAUAUCUUUGUUGAAGUUUAUUUUAAAUUUCACAUAUUUUUUCCCAAGGAUUCUUAAAUAAUAGUUUUAUCAUGAAACACAUCAAUGAGAAACUUUCCUUUUUGUGUGGCUGGUGAACUGUCAAGAUUUGAGUUGUUCAUAUUUUGUGGUUCAUCCAGUGUUGUACCUGUUACACUUUAGUACCUUUGGUUUCUUACACUGCAGUGCUCUUCUUUGUUGGAAUCAAGGCUGGAGUCAUUUGAACAUGAUUAGUGACAGGCUACCAGGUCAUACUUAACAAAGGGAGCCAAGACUCACAGACAAUGAUGUGUGACCCUGAAAACAGCAAGGCCUUAAUGCAUCCUCUUGAUAAUUAUAGUAAGAUCAGUAAGUACAAUUUAACGCUAGUCCGGUUUGGUCUUGAAAGAAAUACUACUAUCAGGUUUGUGUAUUAGGUCUUGAAUAAUGUCUAGCUGAUGGAAAUGAUAUAUAUAUAGCAAGUAUUUGUCUUGAUAACUCCCUCCUCUUGGUUAUAGGAGUGGGGGUACAGAAAACUUAUGUCAGUGUGUGUGUGUGUGUGUCGACCUAUAUCCCGUGAAUUUUCUCAUAACUGAUAACUAGAAGUACAGUAUGCAUUUUGUUUUUAAAUGCGAGAGAUAUUGCCUCUUCACAUUUAUUAAGUCUCGGAGUUACUCGAGGCAGAAUAAUGUUCAACUUCACGUCUGGGGAUUUGUUUUAAACCAGAGAAUGUCUCAACAUGACCAUCAAUCAGUGAUAUAAUAUGUGAGGUCAUUAAUGUUGUGAUCAUGCUAGAAAAGUCAUACAAAGUCACUGACUGUUUACAUGUAAUCCCAUCCAAGGUCUGAGGACUUUUAUAACACUAAUAAGAUUUUCGUCUACAGACUAAGAUGACCACAGUAGAUGUAAACCUCGUCGCGUUCAGAAAUAGCGUAGUUUGACGUUGAAACAAAAGUGGUAAAUAUUGUACAGUUUUAGGUACGGUCUUCAUUGAUAUGUGUACGCAUGGCUUCAGCCUAAUUCCUAAACAAAGAUAAUCGACACUAGCGGUUGUGUUCCCGUCUUUAUCCAGCGUGUUAUUUUUCCCAGAGUAGUAUUGCAGUUUAAUAUAUUUUCUUUCCACUUAAGAUAAGUUUUUUUUUUUUUUUUUUUUUUUUUUUUUUGAGAAUUGUCUCUUAAAAGUUUCGGAGGUUGUUUGUUAUUGUUAGGUGUGCAGGACGGUACUGUAUCAGUGAGAGAAUGACACACGUUGUUCACAUUGCCAGUGGGUUCCCUC
Messenger RNA from Homarus americanus (American lobster), 5809 nucleotides. RefSeq names its product E3 ubiquitin-protein ligase arkadia-C-like. The record is from RefSeq and is a predicted model, not a curated record. Lineage: Eukaryota; Metazoa; Arthropoda; Malacostraca; Decapoda; Nephropidae. The transcript has 6 exons. Gene Ontology annotation, molecular function: zinc ion binding; ubiquitin protein ligase activity. The coding region runs from base 113 to 2803 and encodes 896 amino acids.